Molecule: messenger RNA, 1646 nt
Organism: Lentinula edodes (shiitake mushroom)
Lineage: Eukaryota; Fungi; Basidiomycota; Agaricomycetes; Agaricales; Omphalotaceae
Product: Dus-domain-containing protein
Exons: 8
Coding region: 173-1453 (426 amino acids)
Biological process (GO): tRNA processing
Molecular function (GO): tRNA dihydrouridine synthase activity; flavin adenine dinucleotide binding
Source: RefSeq, a predicted model, not a curated record
UGCGAAUCCAUUGAUUAAAGCAACGAGUCCAUUUAGGUCCAGGUCAAAGCGGAAAAUCUAAACAAAUUUUGCCGGCGGCAAAAAUAAACCUGCUUCCAACGAUACUCCAGCCAUACUCUUCGGAUUCCUUUCACCAUUUCUUCGGACCUUCCGAACACUUAUUUAUGCCAAGAUGGCUGGCAACCCUGCAGUAAACUCAGCACCCGCAAAGCGGAAGCUAGCUGGGUACGAAUUCUAUCGAGAGGUCCUAGGAAGUCCGAAAUAUGUUGUUGCCCCGAUGGUAGAUCAAAGCGAAUUGGCUUGGAGGAGGCUUUCUAGACGAUAUGGCGCUCAACUCAUCUACACACCUAUGAUCAAUGCUAAGAUAUGGGCCGACUCCACAAAUAAAGUCAUCCGUUCCUCAUUUUUCGACUUGGACGCUGGUGAAGAAGGUGAUCCGACUACCGACCGGCCUUUGAUAGUUCAAUUCUGCGGUAACGAUCCAGAUAAACUUCUCAAGUCUGCGAAAGCCCUCGAAGGUCGCUGUGAUGCUGUUGAUAUCAAUUUGGGAUGCCCGCAAGAGAUUGCGAAGAAGGGCAAGUACGGGGCCUUCUUGCAAGAUGAUUGGGAUUUGAUUUACAAACUUAUCAACAUCUUGCACGUUAACUUGUCCAUACCGGUAACAGCCAAAUUUCGGGUGUUCUCAACGGUUGAAAAGACGGUCGAGUACGCCAAAAUGCUCGAGAGGGCAGGUGCACAAAUACUUACCUGCCAUGGUCGACUACGAGAACAGAGAGGGCAAAAUGCUGGUUUAGCAGAUUGGGAAAAAAUUCGUGCAGUGAAAGAAUCUGUUUCGGUACCCGUCUUCGCGAACGGAAAUAUACUUUUUCAGUCUGACAUUGAGAAGUGUCUUCGAGAGACGGGCUGCGAUGGUGUUAUGAGCGCGGAAGGACAGCUCUAUAAUGCCGCGCUGUUUUCCGGUCUCGCGGAAGACUUCGCCUCGAAACUUGUGGCUUCCACGUCCUCAUCUCCUCCAUCAGCUGACGCCUCACGUUCACUUUCAUCUCUUGCCCUCCCCCAACACCCUCGCCAUUCCGAUCUCGCAUUAGAGUAUCUCGACAUCGUCAAAUCGCUCAAGACACGGACAUCCGUGAGCGCCAUCAAGGGUCAUCUUUUCAAAAUCAUGCGGCCUGCCUUAAGCAGGGAGACCGACCUUCGAGAACGAUUGGGAAAAGUAGUCAUCAAGAAGACUGGUAGUUACGCUGACGGUGCGUUACAGCCGUAUGUAGAUAUCUGCCUGGAAAUGAAGGAGAGGAUGGAUCGUGAUGCUAAACAAGCCGAGGGGAAAAGUUUAGACGAGCUUGUAACAAUUGAUGAAGUGACUGGGUUGAGAGUGUUACCACAUUGGCUUGCGCAGCCUUACUGGCGUCCUCCAAGACCUGCGGCUUCCUUCCUGCGAAGCGUACAAAUGUAACGGAAGAGGACCGAGGUCGUGAUGAGGGAAAGAAGGCGAAAUUAGAUUUGUUGGCAUCUUCAGCUGUUGCCUCUCCGACUCAUCAGGUCGCGGCCCCGGUGAUAGCCCCUGUAGAAACACCCGUGGUUACUGUUUGAUUACGCCUUGGAAUCGCAAUGCUUGCGAAUUCAGAAACACUGAAUAAUGUGCUUUC